UGCCGCGGUUGCAGGAAGCCCGGCUCGAGUGGGCAUUCGCGAAAAAGGAAAUGCUCAGACAGGAGAUGGGUGAUGCGGCGGGGAGAGUGAUAUUUGCGGCUGGGUCGUCGAGUAAUAUCGCGGGAGAGAGGACCACGACCAGCUCGUGGUCCGGAAGUUCUUUUAGUCGGGAUAGUAAGGCAGGCGGCGCAACAGCUUCUACUUCGACUGACAAGGGGACUGUGAGGAGAAUUAUUCCGGCGUACGACAGAAGUGAUCUGCAGGAGAUGAAUUCCAUUUCCACCUCCGGACGUAUAGUGAGGAGCAACAGUGUAGAAGAUAUCAGUGAAGUAAUCUCGUCGUCGCAAGAUCAUGACAAGUAUGCGGACGAUCCCUUUAUCACGUGGGCGGAUAACUCGAACUUCCUCCGCCCCGCCAAGGAAUUCGCGACGGAUCUGCAGCAUUUGGCGGCGUGGGCUCUGACCAGCGAAAUCACGUUUAAUUUGCGGCGGAGAACGGCCGAUGAGUUGCAGAAGUUCAUCUUUGCAGGGUCGGGCGAAGAUUUGGCGCAGGUACUAGUGGGGUGUUCUACUACUUCGGCUGGGCAACAAAAAUUGACUGCGGCAUCCGGAGGUGGACGAAGUGGCACAGAGGAGGAUUUUUGUGCAUUAACAAGCUCCAGCUGCACAUCGUCGUCCUGCUCCCCCUCAUCCUCCUCUACUUCACCCUUGGUAGCAGUCCAACCACUCAACCCCGCCUGCACACUCGGCUUCGCGCUGCGGCAGCUGCGUUUUAAACUCUCCGAGGAGAACUUCGAGGAAGUUCUCGCUCCAAAGGUGAGGCGGGUUAUCUACGCGGUAGUCAUCCGGCAAUUACUCCUAGACGGCGUUUCGAGCACGAUCCGCGGGUGCAAAACACGGAACGACGUCCGGGAAAAACUUUCGCAGCUGCAGAAAAAGUUGGCGUUUUGUCUGCAGCCACUGGAUUACCGCCGAAGCAGCAGUCGGUGUAGCAAAACGCAGGAAUCUAGUACUUGUUCUCGCGACGGAGACGAAGUUGAGGAGAAAGCGCAUGUAAAAGCUGGCUCAGCUGCAGGUGGACAUCAUCAAGUGAGGACAGAAGAUGCUGCUGCAGUCAGUACUUCUUCUGGUUGUGAAGACGCUGUGCGGCGCAUGUUGAAGCGGAAACGAAGGCGAAAGACGAUUUCUGUUGCAGAGCAGGACCAUCGCCCGUCGUUUCAACAGCCAGUCGAACUGCCACUGAAGGAUUUUUCGUUUUCCAACCUGAUUGAAGGAGAUCAUGUUGGUGGUGAAGAAAAAAUCGGCACGAGUCAGCACGACUACAGUACCACAUCAACGCCCCACGGCAGCAGGAGCGCACCUCCAACGCCUCACAAUACUAACUGCGUCGGCGCGCCGGACGACAGAUUUUUUUCCGAAAUCCAAGUUUUGUUGGAGGAACUCGAAAGAACGACAAGCAGCUCUCAACAAACCACUCCGCGAAGCAGUGGUCCGGAUAUAAUUGAUUCGCGCUUCCACAACAUCCACACCUUUAUCCUUCGCCACGCAAUCCCGGAGUCUUUUGUGGACGGGUUGGCUAGAGUUCUGCUUUUGUCACGAUCCGAACGCCACCAGCUCGUCGCGGAGUGUAAAAAUGGGUAUAUCAGAAGAAGACGAACAGCUGGAAGUAGCACCAAAGCGGACCGACAGGAACAAACAGGAACAUCAAGUGCGACGAGUUGUACAAGUGAUCUGUCCUCAGGUGCUCUGAUUUUCGAGCAUCUCUUUCGCCCGUUGCCUAUUGAGGAACUGGUCACGCUAGAUCGGGUGGAGGAGGAAAGGGAUGACAAGCCGCCGUAUGAACUACACUCCGCUUUAGUUGCAGCUGGAGGCACCGAACUACAAACUUUUCUCGAAGGUGACGGCAACACGGAGCGAAAACAAGGAGUCCACUCCUGCGCUUCCCGUCCCCUAGUUUCGAUCCUCCAAAAAACAAAAAGCGGCUGUUCCGCUUCACCAGGUAGACGAAGCGAAGGCUACGAGUUGUCGACAUCCUUUGUAUUCCGGAGGAGGAUCGAAGUGGAAAGAGAUGGUGCAGAGCAUCAGAAAACCUACCUCCGCCUUCUUGACGACGAUCCAGAUGUGAGUUGUUGGCGUGAAGUGCGGCGACACGAAGCUUUAAGUCCUUGUGUCUCGAAGGUUGAGGUGGUUUCUUGCACUGGCGCGGCACUGCCACUGCCCGCGAGCGAACUACACGUCGACCAGGUAGCUGUAGCAGGAGAAGAAGAUGAGAGCAGCACAACAACUCCGGAAGUAGGUGCAGCAGCAGUUUCAAAUCAGCCUGUUUCGGUUCCGCCCGGUGCGAGUCCGGUGACCUGGCUGAUUCAUUUUCCGACUCCCGCCGCGAGGGAGGAGUUUUUUGCUGGGCGGCAAUUAUCCCGCUCGUCUAAUAUCUCCGAGGGCCGCGGCGAAGGAGGUUUGAAUAGGGGGCCCGUGGCUGCACCGACUACUGCAAAAAUGAGGACUUCUUCAUUCAGGAGUACAGGAGCAGGAGACUAUGUCGCUCUCAAGAGUAGAACAAGCGCUCGACUGCUGGAACCACUGGCCACGACAACUACAGAUGUUGGCGAUUCAUCAGAAUCGAGAGGAACACCAGCUGCAAAGGCAACAUCACACGAGCUCCCCCACCUGGACUUUCGGGACCUUUUCUCGUUGAAAUCGAACGCGGACGAACGUGAGCUGGGAUCAGGAGGAGAUUAUGGAUCUUCGCGCGCAGGAGCCCCAGCCGCGGGAGGUGGCCGUUCGAAAGAACCGCCUGUAGUUUUCUCGAAGAUGAGCAGUAAGAUGAUGCUAAAAGAUCGGUUGAUCCGCGAGAUUGUUUCUGACGUCGAAAGCAAACUCGAUAAAGAUCUCGGCCCGAGGAAGCGCGAUAUGCUGCUUGGGAGGACGUAUUGACAGAUCUUCAGUGGAGGUAGGCGUAUGCGUAUGUCUACUGUGCAACAAUCUCUGUGCGUGGUACUACUACACGUGAAGAACAAAAAGAACAAAG
Molecule: messenger RNA, 3027 nt
Organism: Amoebophrya sp. A120
Lineage: Eukaryota; Dinophyceae; Syndiniales; Amoebophryaceae
Source: the annotation of a GenBank genome assembly